Molecule: messenger RNA, 4447 nt
Organism: Chenopodium quinoa (quinoa)
Lineage: Eukaryota; Viridiplantae; Streptophyta; Magnoliopsida; Caryophyllales; Amaranthaceae
Product: calcium-transporting ATPase 9, plasma membrane-type-like
Exons: 33
Coding region: 1134-4127 (997 amino acids)
Biological process (GO): calcium ion transmembrane transport
Cellular component (GO): membrane; intracellular membrane-bounded organelle
Molecular function (GO): calmodulin binding; P-type calcium transporter activity; ATP binding
Source: RefSeq, a predicted model, not a curated record
UUUUAUUUGAUGUUUUGUAGAAAAAAAAAAUGUUUAUAUGUUACCCUUGUUACAUGUAACAUGAUAUUGUUUGUUAUUGUGUGUUUGAGUUUAAUGUAAUUUAAAUGGAUUAAAUGUAGAGUUAGAUAAUUGGAUUGGAUUGUAUUAACUAGGAGAGGAUGCCCAUGUGAUUUGGUUCACUGUGGUGUUUCAAUCAAUUUUGUGGUGAUUGUGAUGGUUAUAUGAAAUUAUGAAUUAAGGAAGUUAGUGUUGAGGGGUGUACAAGACUCCAACAAACAAGUUGUAUCCAAUAAAAAAGACUCCAACAAACAAGACAAUGAUUGAUGACAAGGAUGAUUUUUUUUAGAAUUAUCGCAGUAGUAUUUAGAAAAUGUUGUUUCUUUGAAGACGAUCAUUGUAGCCAAGCAACCAUAACCACAAGAUUCGCCUAUUGUUUUCAAGAGACAACCAUACGAGGCUGGAUGGUUGCCUAUUUGGUACAGGAGGGCCAAUCCAUACCUUUAGGAAGAAGAAGAAGAAAAAAGAGAGAACAGGGAGAAAAAGAAGGCAUGUAGCCAUAAAAUAGAGGAGACUGAAAAAUGUCAAGAAACAAAAAAAAAGUGGUAUCUUACACAUACAUCGAAAUUAACCGGAAAAAAGAUACAAAAAAAAAAAGUUCUCAUUUCAACAAAGUAGCAUAGUAUGUAUGAUGAAAUACAUACCCAGCAACGAAUGGUUCUUCCUCUCAAUUACUGUACACAGAAAUUUUCUGGUUGCCUUAAGAGGUUUAAAUGUAUUAUUUACCCCUAACAUAUCAAAUAUGCGGAGAAGUUGCUUUUAUGAAAAGGUACCUAGGUUGCCAUGAAGAUGAUACAUCUUGAACAAAGAUUUAAGAUAUUUGGGGUUUUUUCAUGUGAUGAGAGCUGUACAUAUUGGCUUUGCAUAUACUAUCAACAUAUAUAUGAUGCUUUGCAAUCGUAGAGGGAGAAAUUUCAGGUGUUGCAGUUGAUGCAUGGAUCAUGAAAAGAUACAUCUGGUUAUUAGUGGUAGAAACAGACUGAUAAAAGCAAGCAGCACUUGUGCUAAAUGCCUCCCGUCGAUUUCGCUACACCUUGGAUCUAAAGAAGGAUGAAGAGAAAGAGCAAAGGAGAAGAAUGAUAAGAGCCCAUGCACAAGUUGUGAGAGCAGCAAUGCUUUUCAAAUUGGCUGGGCAACGAGAUAUUGUGCUAGACCCUUCAUUGUCACCUCCAAUAUCAACUGGUGAUUAUGGAAUUGGACUUGAACAACUUUCUACAAUGGUCAGGGAUAAUAAACUUUCAGCUCUGGACGACUAUGGAGGAGUUAAAGGGCUAGAAGAUAAGCUUAGUACAAACUUAGAAACAGGAGUCUCAGGGGAGGUGGAUGAUAUUGUAAAGCGAAAGAACUCAUUUGGUUCAAAUACAUACCCUACCAAAAAGGGAAAGGGCUUCUGGUCUUUUCUGUGGGAAUCUUGGCAAGAUUUGACCCUUAUUAUCUUAAUCAUAGCUGCAGUUGUAUCACUAGCAUUAGGGAUUAAAACUGAGGGUCUUAAGGAAGGAUGGUAUGAUGGAGGAAGCAUUGUUUUUGCAGUGUUGCUAGUCAUAUUUGUUACUGCCAUCAGUGAUUAUCGACAAUCUCUUCAGUUUAAAAAUUUAAACGCAGAGAAAAGGAAUAUUCAGCUAGAGGUGAUUAGAGGUGGCAGAAGGGAAAAGAUCUCUAUAUUUGACAUUGUUGUUGGUGAUGUUGUGCCUCUUAAAAUUGGAGACCAGGUCCCUGCUGAUGGAGUCUUCAUAUCUGGUCACUCCUUGGCGAUUGAUGAAUCCAGCAUGACUGGAGAAAGCAAGAUUGUUCAUAAGGACAAAAAGUCACCCUUUCUUUUAGCCGGUUGUAAAGUGGCAGAUGGCUUUGGAUAUAUGCUGAUUACUGGUGUUGGAAUUAAUACCGAGUGGGGAUUGCUGAUGGCGAGUAUCUCGGAAGACACUGGUGAAGAAACCCCUUUGCAGGUGCGAUUAAAUGGGGUGGCAACUUUUAUAGGCAUAGUCGGGCUUUCUGUUGCUGUAGCUGUCCUGGCCAUUCUGGUGCUACGAUAUUUUACUGGCCACACCAAGGAUCCGGAUGGUAAAGUGCAAUUUGUUGGGGGUAAAACAAGCUUUAGUGAAGCAGUUGAUGGAGUGAUUGAGAUUUUCACCAUUGCGGUCACGAUUGUGGUUGUUGCAGUGCCUGAAGGACUCCCCUUAGCUGUUACUUUAACCCUAGCUUAUUCAAUGCGCAAAAUGAUGGCAGAUAAAGCCCUAGUGCGAAGGCUUUCAGCUUGUGAAACUAUGGGUUCUGCAACUACUAUUUGCAGUGAUAAAACUGGAACACUAACAUUAAAUCAGAUGACCGUAGUGGAAGCCUAUGCUGGUAAAAAGAAGUUGAAUCCACCAAGUGAUGCUUCCCAGAUGAAGAAGGAGCUUUCAACUCUUGUAAUAGAAGGUGUUGCAGUUAAUACCACUGGUAGUGUUUUUGCUCCUAAGGAGGGUGGCAAUGUAGAAGUUUCUGGAUCUCCCACAGAAAAGGCUAUUUUGUCAUGGGGAGUAGAGAUGGGCAUGAAGUUUGAUGCUGUGAGAUCAGAAGCCAUUAUUCUCCAUGUAUGCCCGUUCAAUUCAGAGAAAAAGCGUGGUGGAGUUGCAUUGCAGCUGUCGAACUCUGAUGUUCAUAUUCACUGGAAAGGGGCAGCUGAGAUGGUUCUCUCUUCAUGCACACAUUUUUUUGACCUGGAUGGCUGUGUGCAACCUAUUAAAAAUGAAAUGUCAUUUUUUAAAGGAAUCAUUGAUGAUAUGGCAGCAAAAAGUUUGCGAUGUGUCGCCUUUGCCUAUAGACCUUAUGACAGAAAUGAUGUUCCAAAUACCAAUGAGGAGGAGCUAGAACAAUGGACCCUACCAGAGGAUGACCUGAUUUUGCUAGCAAUUGUUGGCAUAAAGGAUCCUUGUCGGCCUGGUGUUGAUGAAGCUGUGAGACUCUGUGCAGCUGCUGGUGUGAAGGUCCGCAUGGUAACUGGGGAUAACAUUCAAACAGCAAUAGCAAUUGCUACAGAGUGUGGGAUUCUUUCUCCAGGUGCUGAUACUACAGAACCUGUGGUCAUUGAAGGGAGAGCGUUCCGUGCACUUUCAGAAAAAGAACAAGAGGAAGUUGCCAAAAAAAUAACAGUGAUGGGAAGAUCAUCUCCAAAUGACAAACUACUGCUUGUGCGUGCUUUACGCAAAGGAGGUGAUGUUGUAGCUGUCACAGGAGAUGGCACAAACGAUGCCCCUGCUCUUAAUGAGGCAGAUAUUGGUCUUUCCAUGGGCAUUUCCGGUACAGAAGUCGCUAAAGAAAGCUCUGACAUCAUUAUCUUGGACGAUAAUUUUUCAUCAGUUGUAAAGGUUGUACGUUGGGGACGUUCUGUGUAUGCAAAUAUUCAAAAGUUUAUACAAUUCCAGCUUACCGUAAAUGUUGCAGCACUUAUUAUUAAUGUUGUCGCUGCUGUUUCCUCGGGCAGUAUACCUCUUAAUGCUGUGCAGCUUUUGUGGGUAAAUCUCAUCAUGGAUACUUUGGGAGCACUUGCACUAGCCACUGAGCCACCAACUAACCAGCUCAUGCGCAGAGCUCCAGUUGGCAGAAGGGAGCCUCUGGUUACGAACGUCAUGUGGAGGAAUCUAAUUGUACAGGCGCUAUAUCAAGUUGCUAUCCUCCUUGCUUUCAACUUUGGUAGCAGCAAUUUUUCUUUGUUAAAAGAAGGCAACCUUGAGCAUCAGAAUAAGUUGAAGAAUACAUUGAUUUUCAAUGCAUUUGUUCUGUGUCAAUUGUUUAAUGAGUUCAAUGCUCGGAAGCCAGAUGAAUUGAACGUCUUCAAGGGUAUAACUAGCAAUCACCUGUUCAUGGGGAUUAUCGGAGUUACAUUUGUGCUUCAGAUAGUCAUCAUUGAAUUCCUUGGGAAGUUCACAACAACUGUUAGACUGAACUGGAAACUGUGGCUUCUUUCAGUUGCCAUCGGCCUGUUCAGCUGGCCUCUGGCUGUUAUUGGAAAGUUCAUACCAGUUCCAAAGACGCCCUUGUCCAAAAUGUUAAGGAGGCCAUUCCAACGAUUCAGAACUGCACGUAAUGCGUAAAAAAAUAUGACUAUUUUUGGUAACAUACAGAAAGAAUCCAGGAGCCAAAGUAUGUCAAGCUAAGCUUCCACCAUCUGCUUUCCUGCAGUGAGCAACGAUCUUUCACUACGGAAAGCCAAGCGACAUUCUUGCAAGCAAUCGUUUUAGGAGGAAGACAAGUAUGAGUAUAACUCGAACUCCCAUUUUCUACAAGUCUAGCAACAUUUGUGCUGAUAUUUUCUGUAAAAACAACACUGACAGCUGAACAAAGUGUAAAUGCAAAUAUGGCAGUAAAUACUAUUUGACUGGUAUAGUUUUUUCUUGUUUGAAAUUUUGAUUUA